GUCUUCCCCAGACAGAACUCCCUUCUGCCUCUGCUCCUCUGCCUUGGUGCCUCCCACCUUGUGCGGCCCCCAUACUCUUCCUCUGCCUCUGUAUACCUGAGCUGGGCACCCCUGUGCCUCCCAACCCUCACCCCACAUUUGCCCAUCAUAUCUGCUCCAUCAGAAAUGCCAUCUCCUCACAAGUUGAACUCAACCCUGUCAAACAGCUCCAGGAAGCUGUCCAGACUCCCUGGCCUGCCUCCUCCUCUGCUGGAUGGACCAACAUCCUCAGUGACAUGUGUGCCCCAAUGGAUCUAUGGGGCUGGAGUUUUCCUGGUGACAACAUCCUGACUUUGGUGGAGGAACCACCCAUCCCCAGGCUCGCCAAGAUGUACUGCAGCGCCCUGACGCCUCCCCCAUCCCACAGCAUGCAGCUUUAUUCCAAGGGAACAGGCCUCUGCACCGUGCUGGCCACGUACCCAGCAGCUCCGCAGCCCCUGCCUGCAUCGACUGGGUCCAGAGAUGACGGACUGACCCAUGUAGCUUCAGACUCUCCGUAAAUGGUAGCAUGGCAGCUUGACUUUUUUCUUUUUCCUUCUGCUCAAUUGUGAACUUGUGAAAUUUACCUAUGUCAGUCUGUAUGGCUCCGGUUGGUUUGUUUUAUGGGCUGCAUAGUAUUCCCCUGUGUGACUAGGGUAAAACUGAGUAAAUAAAAUGUCCGAGGCUCACUGGGAGCCACAGGCUGGGCAGGUGAGGGCCAGGCCAGGGCAGUGUCUGAGGCUGAGUGAGGGCUGGAGCUGGCAUCAAGAGCACCUCCUUCUGGAGCGACGCACCCCCUUUUUACCCAUUUCAAGCUAUACGCAUCAGCUGUUGCUUCUCAGCCCUUCUGUUUCUAGAAACACCCUCUGACCCUCUCUCCAGUCGCCAUGGUCCCCUGCUCCCCAGGGAGGCAGUCACCGGGGCAGCUCUUGCCUGUAGCUCCCCUCCACCUGUGGCUGUGUGUAGUCCUCACCCCCCCAACCCACACGCACCACGCUGUUCACACGCUGAAUUUUCUGGCUUUGUCUCCCGACUUCCACAGGCCUCAUCCUGCGAAGGACUCCUAUGUCCCCCCAAAACUGUCACCACCCCACACCCCCUUCAUUGAAAGCUCCAGUUUCCCUUCCACCGAAGCCCCUGCUGCCCAAGUUGGAUAUGCCACUUCCUCGAGCAGCCCCAGACAUCCCCCCAAUACACCCGAUACCCCCAAACCAUGCCCAGUGCUCCCCAAACCUGGCAGGAGCAUUUGCCCCAAAGUGGCCCCGACCUCUUUCCCCUUCCUGGCUCCAGCACUCCCCUUGCAAGCUGCCCGCACAUCCUGCCCCUCCAGUGCCCUCUCUGCCUCCCAGCGUCGGCCCCUGACUCACUUCCAGGAGCUCCUCACGCCCCUGCGCGGCGCCCCCCCAGGAUGUCUCGGCUCCCCGCGCCUCCUCGCGCCUCCCCCCGCGGCCCCUCCUCCCCUUCCUCGCGGCUGCCAGCCUCCCUCCGCACAGUCUGGCCCCUCGCAGUCCCCAGCAUCUGUACCCAAACGGUCCCUAGAAACUGCCUGUCCCCAAACGACUCCAGCCGGUACAGCCCCAACCUGGUCCUCACUCCGAGGAACACAUCCCGUCCCCAGCCGGGCCCUGUCCAGCUCACGGCGGCCUCCAGUCCCAGCCUUGCCCAGCACCGUCCCUGAGACCCCAGCUCUGCGUCUGCACCCAGCUCUCAGGAUGGAGCCAGCACUGGGUCCCUGCGGGCUCAGCUUUCCCAGCUGGAUGCCCUGUCUCCCACUGUUCUGUGCCGUCCAUAGUCCAAAGCCCCCCAGAGAGCCCCCCUACACUUGGCUGCUCCCCUGCACCGGCCUCGUGCUCCCACCUGCUGCUCCUGCCUGCCCUGGCACCAGCUGCGCCCCCAGGUGCCAGAUGCAGCUUCUCCACUGCCCUGUCCGCCCCGUGCCUCCCGGGAGCCGGACUCAGGUCCCUGGGCCUCUUUUCCAAGGGGGUCUGGGUGUGAAUCCUCCCGCCCGCCGCCUGCCGCAGCACACUCACCGCCUGUCUCUCUGUCCCCACUGA
Messenger RNA from Cavia porcellus (domestic guinea pig), 2072 nucleotides. RefSeq lists its product as uncharacterized. The record is from RefSeq and is a predicted model, not a curated record. Lineage: Eukaryota; Metazoa; Chordata; Mammalia; Rodentia; Caviidae. Bases 906 to 2072 code for a protein of 388 amino acids. The transcript has 2 exons.